GAUGCAAUACCAGUCAAUAUUUCUGGUAUCACUACGUCGAAUGCUGAAUUUUACUAGCAGCGCUUGGCAAGCAGGUCCAAAGUUUUCAGGCGCUUAAAGACCAUCCGCUGGAAAACGAUGGCUCGUGUGCUCGUUUUAGCUUCUCUGACUGCCUGGGUUAUCCUCUCUUCUCUCGCAGUCGCUUCUUCCAAGGAUAUCCCGUUUAAUGCGAGCAUAGCGGCAGCGAUGCGGGAGAUUGCCCGGGAGAUUCAGCUGCCAGAGGGCCUGAACUGGGCCGAAGGGGCCCUGUGCUCUGAUGAUGGCAUGGGGACGGGGUUCAGAGGGGUGGUCUGCGAUGACAAUGGGUUCCCCAUAUCCAUAGCGCCUGUGAUUCCAGAUGGGGAGAUUGGAGGCGGCUUCCCACAGCUACCAACAGCCCUCGCUAAGCUCACAACCGUUACUCUCCUCUCCUUCAACGCCUUCACACUCAACGCCAAGCUCUCUUCCUUUGCCCGUGUCGUCAAAUGCCUGCCUCGCCUAAAAUAUCUUGACCUCUCAGUCAAUUCACUCUACGGCCCCAUACCGGCAUAUCUCACACAAUCCAACUCCCUUGAGUUCCUAUCCCUCUACGCAAAUCAGCUCACAGGGCCCAUCCCUCCCCUCUCCCCCACCCUCAAGUCCAUUCAAGUCCACCAUAAUUUCCUUUCGGGCAGGCUGCCCGCCUCUGCCCGCCACCUCAUCGACUGCGACGUCAGCCAGAACUGCCUUGAGGGAGGCAGUGCUGCCACGUGUCCCUCCUUAUCCUCUCAGAGGCCAGGUGGCAGCUGCAGAGUGGCUAGAAGGGCAUGUGUUUGUAAAGGGGGGAGGGUGUGUGUGCCUGUAUACGAUGGUGACAACGGUGAUGGGAGCAGCGAGGGGAUAGAGAAUGCAGGAAACCCUCCCGAUGCGUGGACGUGCUCCAAAUGUCCCUUGGGAGCAUUCCAGUUUGCCAACGCAUGCGUUUCAUGUACGAAGCUCUUCUUCACCCAAUGCUACAGGAGAUGGGCCAAGAGCAAAUUGACCUGCUGAGCCUCGCUAAACAGAUGGCUAGUUUGUCGGCAGACCAUGUUCCGCAGGUCAUCAUGACCAUGUUUAGAAGCUACAUUUUUGUUUGUCAGGUCUAGACGAAUUUCCAGAGAAAUCAAGCAAAAAGUCAGAU
Molecule: messenger RNA, 1177 nt
Organism: Closterium sp. NIES-67
Lineage: Eukaryota; Viridiplantae; Streptophyta; Zygnematophyceae; Desmidiales; Closteriaceae
Source: the annotation of a GenBank genome assembly